AUGGUGACAAAGUCGCGCACCUCCACGAAGGCUGCCAAGAACUCUCCAGAUGUCCCAGCUCGACAUAUACCCAACAAGACCUUCGUCAUCGACAAUGGCGCCUAUACAAUGAAAGCGGGCUAUGCCUGCGAUCCCUCGUCUUCCCCCGAAGAAGCCCUAUCCAACUGCAUCUCAAUACCAAACGCGAUCGUGAAGACCCGGGAUAACCGAAUUUGGACUGGCACACAAAUCGCAAGCCAUGUUACCGACUGGAACGAGGCGGUGUUCCGCCGCCCGGUGGAGAAGGGAUAUAUCGUGAACUGGGAAGCGGAGAGGGAGAUUUGGGAUCAGACUUUCUUCGAGGAGAAGGCGACGGCGCGGAAUAAGCAGCUUCGUAUUGCUCAUCCAGAGGAAACGACUCUGGUGCUUACUGAAGCGCCGAAUAACUUGCCGGUGUUGCAGCGGAAUACGGAUGAGAUGGUUAUGGAGGAAUGGGGGUUUGGAGGUUAUGUUAGGUGUUUGGGCCCGACUCUUAAUGCUUGGAAUGAGGUCCAAUCGCUAUUUGGCGAUCCCCUCAACAAGACCGACUCCGAUAUCAUGCCCAAGGACUGUCUGCUGGUCGUCGAUUCAGGAUACUCACAUACAACGGUGACACCGGUAUACAAGGGCCAGCCCAUCCAACGUGCCAUCCGACGGCUCGACGUCGGCGGCAAGCUCCUCACAAACUACCUGAAGGAGAUUGUAUCCAUGCGACAAUACAACAUGGUGGAUGAGACCUACAUCAUGAACGAAGUCAAAGAAGCAGUCUGCUUCGUUAGCAAUGAUUUCAAGAGCGAUAUGGAACGAACCUGGAAGGCGAAUCGCAAGCGUGAAGAAGCCCAAAGUGUGGUAGUGGACUAUGUGCUUCCUGAUCCAAAUGCACACAAGACGGGUUUCAUGCGCCCACAUGAUCCACUCUUACAUGCGAAGAAAAAGAAGGGUGCACUCUCUGGUCUCAGUGCCGAGGUUUUGUCUGAGGAUGUGCUCGUUCUAGGCAAUGAAAGGUUUACUGUCCCGGAGCUUCUAUUUACACCCAGUGAUAUUGGAAUGCAACAAGCUGGUAUCCCCGAUAUGAUUCUCCAGAGUUUAUCAGUGCUGCCGCCUGGAUUGCAUGCUGCUUUCUUGGCGAAUGUGUUGGUGGUUGGUGGUAAUUCUUGCAUCCCCGGGUUCAUGGAAAGACUAGAAAAUGACCUCCGAGGGAUUGCAUCUUCAGAAUGUGUUGUUCGCGUACGACGUGCUGAGGAUCCUUUCCGCUUCACCUGGCUCGGCGGCUCUCGUCUUGCAAGUAACCGCGAAGAACUGGGCAAGCUGGCCAUUACCCGCCAGGAAUACCAGGAAUACGGAUCUGGAUGGGCUGGCCGGAGAUUCGCCGGCAUGAUCUGA
Molecule: messenger RNA, 1401 nt
Organism: Penicillium subrubescens
Lineage: Eukaryota; Fungi; Ascomycota; Eurotiomycetes; Eurotiales; Aspergillaceae
Gene: arp6
Product: actin family protein
Exons: 4
Coding region: 1-1401 (466 amino acids)
Cellular component (GO): Swr1 complex
Molecular function (GO): nucleosome binding
Source: RefSeq, a predicted model, not a curated record